Molecule: messenger RNA, 3225 nt
Organism: Pleuronectes platessa (European plaice)
Lineage: Eukaryota; Metazoa; Chordata; Actinopteri; Pleuronectiformes; Pleuronectidae
Product: clathrin coat assembly protein AP180
Exons: 21
Coding region: 263-2032 (589 amino acids)
Biological process (GO): clathrin coat assembly; clathrin-dependent endocytosis; synaptic vesicle budding from presynaptic endocytic zone membrane
Cellular component (GO): synaptic vesicle; clathrin-coated vesicle; clathrin-coated pit
Molecular function (GO): SNARE binding; phosphatidylinositol-4,5-bisphosphate binding; clathrin heavy chain binding
Source: RefSeq, a predicted model, not a curated record
GCGAUCAACGUGACCGCACGGUUUUCAUGCGAGAAUAACCGUUUUAGGUUUUCGGUAAUAACCGUUAGGUUUAUAUCUCAUCCUGUGCGUGUUUUUUCCGCCCACACAGAAGGUCACAGGCCUACAUCGGGGAGGAAACACACGGGAUCGGCUCGACCAACCGCACCACCUGGGUUUUAUUCACAUUCAUCUUUCUUCAUUGUAUCAUCCCCUGCUUCGAGACGCGUUUUCCUGAGCUGGUCCAUUCAGCGGGAGAGAGAAAAUGUCGGGGCAAACGCUCACGGAUCGCAUCGCCGCUGCGCAGUACCAGCUAACGGGAUCAGACAUGGCCCGAGCUGUCUGCAAAGCCACCACUCAUGAAGUGAUGGCGCCCAAGAAAAAGCACCUGGACUACCUGGUGUCGGCCACCAACACCACCAACGUGAACAUCCCUCAGAUGGCUGACACGCUGUUUGAGCGGGCCACUAAUGCCAGCUGGGUGGUCGUGUUCAAGGCCCUCGUCACCAGCCAUCACAUGUGUGUCCACGGCAAUGAGAGAUUCAUUCAGUACCUGGCUUCCAGGACCUCCCUGUUCAACCUCAGCAACUUUAUCGACAAAACCGGCUCUCACGGCUAUGACAUGUCUACAUUCAUCAGACGGUAUGGACGAUACCUGAAUGAGAAAGCUUUCGCCUACCGCCAGAUGGCUUUUGACUUCACCAGAGUCAAGAAGGGUGCUGAGGGCGUGAUGAGGACCAUGACCACUGAGAAGCUGUUGAAAGGCAUGCCUGUUCUUCAGACUGAGAUUGACACACUCAUGGAGUUUGAUAUUCAUCCCAAGGAGCUGAACAAUGGGAUCAUCAAUGCUGCAUUUUUGCUUCUCUUCAAGGACCUGGUCAAACUGUUUGCCUCCUACAAUGAUGGCGUCAUCAACCUAUUAGAGAAAUACUUCAAGAUGAAGAAGAACGAAUGUAAGGAGGCCUUGGAGAUCUAUAAGAGGUUCCUGACCAGGGUGACGAAGAUUGGGGAAUUCAUGAAGCUGGCCGAGACAGUUGGAGUCGACAAAAAUGACAUUCCUGACAUUAACUAUGCUCCCAGCAGUAUCCUGGAGUCUCUGGAAACACACAUGAAUGGUCUGGAGGACGUAAAGAGUGGAAAGAAGGGGUCUCCAACCAAGGGAUCGCCGACAAACAACGUGUCUCCAACAUCGACUCCAUCCAAAUCUUCAAACGCUGUUCCCACACUGCAGCCUCCUCCCGGGGAGAGUGCUGGUGCCGCUGCUUCAGCCGCUCCCGAACCAGUGGAAGACUCCUUGCUGGACCUGGAUCCUCUGUCCUCCUCAGGUCCCUCAGGACCAUCAGCUGCCCCUACAUCUUGGGGAGAUCUUCUUGGAUCAGAAAUGGGCGAUUCCUUGCUAUCUGAACCCACCCUCACAGCAGAGCCCACCCCCUCCUCUGCAGCAGCAACGCCCACCCCUGCAGCAGCAGAACCCGGAGUCUCUCUAGCUCCUCCCACUAGCACAGCAGCUGCCACCUCCACUGGUGCCGCCAAUAUGGAUCUUUUGGGAGACGCCUUUUCCACACCUGCUCCUGCAUCUGAGGCCUCUGCAGCAGCAGCCGAAGGUGGGGCUGCAGCUACGUCUGCCCCAGCCACCAACGCCGGAGCUGAGUCCACAGGAGGAGACGCCUCAGCUGCUGCCGCUCCUGCUGCCCCCGGUGCUGAGCUCAUGUCAGUGUUUGAUGGCCUAGGGGAUGUAAUGAAGCCCACUCUGACCCCUCAAGCAGGCGAUGUUGACACCUCAAUGGCUAACAUGGCGAGUAAUCUCUCAAUGGGAUCCGCAGCGGCCCCUCAGGUAGCUCCCCCCAGUUGGGGUGCUCCCAUGUCCGGAGCACCGGGUGGCGGAGCUCCCAUGAUGCCCAUGGCGAGGCCAAGUUUCCCAGCCACCGGAGCGACACCCGGAGCACCGAUGUCUCCUGGAGCAGGCCAGAGCCCCAGAAAGCCUCCACCUCAGAGGAACGCUCUGGAUGACCUCAAUAUUAAAGACUUCAUGUAGACGGACUGACCCGAAACCCCCCAAGGUUUAUUGUAUCUGGAGCUCCGUGGAUGUGGUCGUCUGCACUUCCCCACUGCCUCCCCGUCCAUCACGCCCCGGCCCCUUCAGCCAACCAGCCAUCACAUCAAGAACCUUUGCCCACUGAACUCCCACCAGCCGCGACCCCCCCUGAAAAAAAACAAAAUCCCUCCCCUCCUUAUCUAAUGUUGUAGCACAACUGUGAAUGUGAACCCUAGAUACAGAAAACAAAAUUCAGUUUAUGUGUGUGUGGGUGUGCGUGUUAUUCAGUGUUAACCUUUACUUAAUAUACCACUGGAAAAAAACGAACAAAAAAAAUUAAUAGAUGUGUAUUUAGAUUCAUUCUGGAUAUCUGCAUAUCAGCUGACUUGGAAUGGUGGAUAUAUGUUGGUUUCUUUGCGCAUCUCCCAGAAGAGGACUGUGUUGUUAAAUGUGGACUGUGUUCAGUGUGUGUAACUUCACUGGCCAACCCCCCUCCUCCCCCCACUCCCACUACUUUACCCAUGUCACCCAAACUAAUACUGAGCUAUGUUGAUGUCAUUGAAGACUUGGUUGUUCCUGCUCGGCCAUCCAUCCUCCCACCUGUUAUUAAUCCAAAAUGUACCUGAACACAACUUGCAAUCUAAUUCCGGACUUCUCGUUGAACACAUCUGGUUUCGUUUUGACUUUAUCGUUUUGUAGGGAUCGCACGAACACGCAAAGGUUUGUCAAAUGUGUUCAAAUCGACAUGUUUUAAAUGAUAGAUUAUACAUAUUUUCUUUAUUUUGAGAAGAUACAAAAGCGUAUCAUAUAUUUUUAGUUAUGUCAAAUUAUAUGGUUGAGAAAAAAAGGCAAGUAGACUCAAUAAACCUUCCCUCCUUCUUUGUACAUAUCUCUAAAUCUGUAGUCAGAGUCAGUAUUGAAUGGAAACUUUUGAGUGUUUACUGUUCCGCCCUCUGCUGGUGUGGAGUGAUUUUGCAUUGUAGCGUGCAGCACUGGUCAAUCUGGGAUGCAUCCUGCAAAGUGCUCUCUAAGAGCUGCUUUCCUCUUCUCAGUCUCCUUAUGAAACGACGAAAGAGAGACAAGGAAGCAUCUGAUUGGAACGUGGCCUCAGUCCUCCCUGGUGCAUCUGUUCAUACACUGUCACUGGAAGUCUUGGGUACUCAAGUAUACGCUGGCUGUUCUGUGUGUUGUUU